UGAAUGGCUCGUGCGCUCUAGUUAAAGUUAACGUCUGCUAGAGUUUAGGUGGGACAGUCGACAGACGUCCCUAAUACUUCAGUAUAUAUUGUUGACUGAAUGAGUUACGUCUACCGGUGUGUUAUUCACAAAGUUUAAUCAUAACAAAAAAUUUCGGCUAACUUUGACGGAUUAUUUAUUGAAGGCAUGUGCUGUUUAAUCGGAAAUAUUUUACAGAAAAUGUUUAUAUUGGAUAACUAAGUUUCAUUAAAGUGCUUACAGAUAUUCCUACCUAUACGAUCUAUUUAUUUUCACCAUUGCAUUUACAAGGUGCAUCAGUGCGUAACCCUUUUAAAAAUAGUGUCGUGUAUUCGAGUCAAAAGAAAUGUAUGCGAUCAUGGGAGAAUUGUUAUUACAUAUUAAUAAAUGAAAACUUUCUCAGGAGUUCAAAUAUAAUUGGAUAACAUAGUGAUAUAGUUAUUACAAAUUAUAUUUAUCAAAUUUAUACGGAUUUACACGUUAGCUUAGACUAGGUAUUAAUAAAUUAUUACACUAUGGAGAGAUUACGAUACAUGUGGACUAUAUUAAUUUUAACGCUUGUGGAUGUGUAUAUAAUUUUAGCGCAAGGUUUAUCAAAUGGCAUGCCUAAUGUAUGUCCAUAUCAAGAUGUACAAAUGGUUAUGGUUAAACAACCGUGUGUACAAGCUUUCACCCGGUUAGUAAAAGUAUGGAAGCCCGACUGUGGAUACACCCAUAAUUGGUGUGUAGGAUACGAAAGAAGAACUCAUUAUUAUACAACAUAUAAAGAAAGAUAUCAACCUCAACCAAUGACAAAAUAUAAAUGUUGUAAUGGUUGGAGACAAUUAGAUAAUAAUGGAGGUUGUAUGUACAGAGAAUGUAAUAGUGGUGUAUGUUUUAAUGGAGGUCAGUGUCAAGGAGGUUAUAGUCAAUCCUGUUCAUGCCCACCAGGGUUUCAAGGUCCAAGAUGUCAAUAUGAUGUCAACGAAUGUGCUGUAAACAAUGGUGGUUGUGAAAAAGGAUGCUGCAAUACGAUUGGUUCUUUCAUAUGUAAAUGUCCAGCAGGUUACAAUUUAGCUCAAGAUGGACGACGGUGUCGAGAUGUUGAUGAAUGUCGUAAUCACAAUGGUGGGUGCCAGUAUAAAUGUGUCAAUACGGACGGUGGCUUCACCUGUGAAUGUCCAAGCGGUCAACGGAUACAUGCUGAUGGACGAUCAUGCAUUGGCUAUAAUGGUACAGAAGGCAAAGAUCCUAAAGAUGAGGAAAACAAGAUUGCAUACCAAACAAUGCCAACUGUUUUGACGAAAGGGAGUGCUAAUGACCGGUCACGUUAUAAUACUAAUGAGCCUCUUUCAGGGGGUUAUGUAGACCGGUAUAAGCCCGAUAGAUAUGCUGUCGGCAGGUAUCAGGACAAGCUUUUGACGGCAGGCAUUGGAUAUCAGAAAAAUCAUUACCGUUAUCCUAUACACUCUAACACGAUACCCAAUACCAAUGAUUAUUAUUAUCCGGAUAGAACCGUAUACAACCGACCCCAGAUACAGUAUGGCCGUCAUGAUAAUCAAAAUGUUCGUUAUGGCAACAGAAACCAGAAUGUAUACCUUGACAGAACUCGUGAUCGAAACCGUUACACCAACCAGAACGUUGAUAGAAACAGGCCGAGAAUUCAAUAUGGUCGUCAACCAGCUUUAAGACCAGUUGUUACUCCUGCACCAACGCAUGCACCAACUCGUGCUCCAACUCCUGCUGUCACCAAAGCCCCUGUGAAUGAUUAUUAUCGUAGAUAUCAACUCCAAUACGGUCGAGAUCGUAAUGUUAAACCAUUGCCCACUCCCAAGCCAACACCACUGUCUGAUAAUGGCAACCCACUGUAUGGAUCGGAGCUUGAAGGACCGGAAGAACAUAAGGACAUGGAUCGUGUGACAACAGCUCCACACAGAAACCAGUUUAAUGUGUUGCGACCUCCACCGCGGAGCAGCAAACCUAGUUUGGCUAUCAUUGAUAUGAAAGUGAAGGCUGUUUCUGGAUGCAGUGUACGAAAUGGUGGCUGUCAGCAUGUCUGUGUAGAUGGUUAUAAUGGCCGCUUCCAUUGCCGUUGUCGAGAAGGAACAGUACUGGGUCGUGACGGAAAGAGUUGUGAAACCACCAAUCCAUGUAAUGCUAAUAUUGGUUGUCAACAUAAGUGUGUCAAUGACCGAGGACGAGCUGUAUGUCAGUGUUUUAAAGGAUAUCGUUUAUCUAGGGACAGGAAAUCUUGUGAAGAUAUAAACGAAUGUGAACGGAAUAAUGGUCAAUGUAGUCAAGCUUGUGUAAAUACUCAAGGUUCAUUUGCCUGUACAUGUACACCAGCAUAUCAACUUGGUGAAGAUGGAAAAUCAUGUUACAAACUCACCAAUUCCUCACAGAUUCAAAUCCAGAAUGGACGAGCGAUACCUAGGAAAGGACGCAAGAAGCAAAAAGGGAAACAUAAAGAGCGAAACAAAGGUAGCUGUGUUUUUGAAGGAAUCCAGAUGGAGGUUAUCGAUAGUUGUGCCUUUAAUAAAGGUGGUUGUGAUCACAAAUGUCGUAAUGGUGUUGAUGGCCCUGUCUGCUCCUGUAGAAAAGGUUAUUUAUUGCAAGUGGAUGGAAGAUCUUGUGAAGAUAUAAAUGAAUGUGAAGGAGAGAACUGUUGUAGUCAGGGUUGUAAUAACAAUAAUGGUGGCCAUACAUGUUACUGUAGUACAGGUUUCCUACUCAGUCGAGAUGGAUGUGGUUGUGAAGAUGUUGAUGAGUGUUUAAAUGAUAAUGGUGGAUGUGAACAACUUUGUGUCAACUCGGAAGGUUCUUUUAGUUGUGCUUGUUCUCCAGGAUAUUUAUUAUCACCAGAUGGUAGCCGAUGCACACCACUUGAAUAUGGAUUAGAUAGCGGACCUCAGAGAGGCGAUUUACCAGCAGUUCGUUUCGAAACAACUCCACUUCCUGUGAUUCCAGUAACAGAAAAUAAUUUUCUAUCUCAAGAACUACAGGAACAGGCAGCCAAGUUCAACUGUGAGGGUGGAAUGUUUGGUGUUAAUUGUCUUUUAACUUGUAAGAACUGUUUGAACGGUGCCCGAUGCAAUGAACAAUUGACAGGUUGUGAAUGUACUGCUGGUUGGCAGGGAAUUAUUUGCAACGAAACCUGUGGCGAGAAUUUCUACGGUAAAGAUUGUAACAGCAUUUGUAAUUGUCCAAAUGGUGUAAUAUGUGAUUCUGUCACGGGUGAAUGUAAAAAUGAAUGUCCUAGAGGUUAUUAUGGCAGCAGUUGUGACAGGAUCUGUCCAAACUGUGCCAGUGGUCAUUGCCAUAGAGUAUUUGGUUAUUGUAAAUGUCGACCAGGAAGAUUUGGUCCAUCCUGUAAUCAGCCAUGUCCAUCCUACACUUGGGGAUCAAACUGUGCUACACAAUGUGAUUGUGAAGUAGAUAAUACAAAGGGUUGUCAACCGGAAUCUGGAGAAUGUGUUUGUAAACCUGGUUACCAAGGUGAUAGAUGUGAAGAACAAUGUCCUGAGAAUCGUUUUGGCGAGAUGUGUGUCAGAGUCUGUAAUUGUCCACGUGAGAGUAAAUGUAAUCAUGUGACAGGACAUUGUUUAAAGGAAUGCCCAGCUGGCAGAACUGGCAUCCGAUGUGAUGAAUCAUGUCCAAAAGGAAAACAUGGUCCAAAUUGCUUAAAGGACUGUCAUUGUAGUGGCAGUACUUGUGACCCAGAAACAGGAAAAUGUAUUUGCCAGGCUGGCAAAAUGGGCAAACGUUGUAAAAAAUCUUGUCCAGAAGGUAGUUGGGGUAUGGAUUGUCAGAAUAAAUGUGGUUGUCAGAAUGAUGCUACAUGUGAUCGUGUUACAGGAGAAUGCCUGUGUACAGAUGGAUGGUAUGGUCCAUAUUGUAGAGAAGGAUGUCCUGUAGGUAGAUUUGGGCCACAGUGUAUGGAAGUUUGUAUGUGUGAAAAUAAUGCUACAUGUGAUAAAAUAGAUGGUACCUGUACUUGUGGUCCAGGAUGGACAGGACAGCUCUGUGACCAAGUUUGUUCACCUGGUCGAUGGGGAGAAAAUUGUUUCAAGAAAUGCUAUUGUUUAAACAGUGCUGAAUGUGAUCCUGCUACUGGAGAGUGCAUUUGUGCUCCAGGAUGGAGAGGUUCAGGUUGUGAUCAAAGGUGUCUUAAUGGUACCUAUGGUGCUGGAUGUUUGAAGAAAUGUCAGUGUCAAAAUGGUGCUGACUGUGACCAUAUCAGUGGAUCCUGUCUUUGUUCUGAAGGUUGGAGAGGAACUUAUUGUGAAAAAGCAUGUCCCGAAGGCUUCUAUGGUUUAGAAUGCCAGAGCAUUUGUAAUUGUGAUAAUUCUGCUCAGUGUGACCAUGUUACUGGGAAUUGCCAUUGCGCAUCUGGGUGGUAUGGAGAUUCCUGUAAUGAGCGAUGUCCGGAUGGUAAAUUUGGAGAUGAUUGUGGCAGAAGUUGUCAGUGUGAAAAUGGGGACUGUGAUAAAGUUAGUGGUAACUGCAUCUGUUCUCCUGGUUGGAUGGGAUCGAAUUGUGAAGAACCAUGCCAAGCUGGAAAAUAUGGAACUAGUUGUUUAUACAGAUGUUUCUGUUCUAACGGUGGUCAUUGUAAUCAUAUUGAUGGUGCAUGUAACUGUACUGCUGGUUGGGAAGGCACAGCUUGCCAGAGUGCUUGUCCAAAUGGUAGAUUUGGACCAAAUUGUGAGUUACGCUGUGAUUGUGUUAAUGGUGAAACAUGUGAUAAAGUGACGGGACGGUGUAUUUGUGCUCCAGGAUAUAUUGGUGACAGAUGUAAUACAACAUGUCCUAAAGGUUUCUAUGGCAAAAAAUGUUCUGAGAAAUGUCCAUGUAAAAAUGGUGCUAAGUGUAACCGAGAAACAGGGGAGUGUACUUGUACGUAUGGUUGGAGAGGACAACACUGUGAUAAACCUUGCAUGCCAGGAUCAUAUGGUAAAGAUUGUGCAGAGAAAUGUUCUUGUGCUACACAUGAACCAUGUAAUCAUUUGAAUGGUGAAUGUCGAUGUCCACCUGGUUUCAGUGGACCAUCUUGUGGUCAACAUUGUCCACUAGGAACAUUUGGUCCUGAAUGUCGAGGUCAGUGUUCAUGUGGGGAUGAAUAUGAUUGUCAUCAUGUAACAGGAGAAUGUUUAUGUAGACCUGGACAGAAGGGAAGAUAUUGUGCUAAAGCAAGGAGAAAGGGUAGAAAAGGGAGAAAAGGGAGGAAGGGUAAAGGAAAAGGAAAAGGAAAAUGGAGGAAAAAGCCCAAAGAUAAAACAGGCUUCAAAAAGCUACAAGCAGCAUCCUGGGUUUUGGGUUGUAAAGAAGGUGAAUAUGGACCCAACUGUGAUCAACUAUGUCUGUGUGAGAAUGGUGGAGAGUGUGACAUGUUAACUGGUCUGUGUACAUGUCCACCUGGAUAUGUGGGACCCACUUGUAGUCAGCGUUGUCCAGAGAACAGAUAUGGAGAGGAUUGUUUAGGUUUCUGUAUGUGUGAAAAUGGUGCUCGAUGUAAUAAGAAAAGUGGAAGAUGUAAAUGUCGACCAGGAUUUACAGGCAAGAGGUGUCAUGAAGAAUGUGAGGAUGGUAAAUAUGGUGCUGAUUGCAAAGAAGUCUGUGACUGUAAAAACGGUCGCUGUGAUAAAGUAUCUGGUGCCUGUAACUGUAAUAUGGGAUGGAUGGGAUCAGCAUGUGACACACCUUGUCCAGCUAAUCGCUAUGGACCUGGUUGUAAUCAUACAUGUAUGUGCCAGAAUGGUGGAGAAUGCGAUUCAAUUACUGGGUGUUGUCAUUGUCAAAAUGGAUUUUAUGGUCACACGUGUGAAAUGGAAUGUCCUGAAGGAACCCAUGGUCCAUACUGUAGUGAAAUGUGUGAUUGUGUUAAUGGGGCUACCUGUGAUGCUAGAUUAGGUCAGUGUCGAUGUCCUACAGGUUUUACAGGUGACAGUUGUAAAAAACGUUGUCCGAGUGGUCAGCAUGGUAUAAAUUGUUUAUUACAAUGUGACUGUGGAGAUGCUGAAUGUCACCAUGUUACUGGGGAAUGUUUAUGUCCCCCAGGUAAAUUUGGAUCAAGAUGUGAAGACUCUUGUCCUGAAGGAAAGUAUGGUCCAAACUGUGAAUAUUUCUGUGAUUGUGAUAAUAAUGGUGUUUGUGAUCCAAUCUCUGGGAUGUGUACUUGUGAAAAAGGUUGGAUUGGUGCAACCUGUCAAACAGUUCAAAGUAGAAUGUCCCGUGUCGCUAAGAGUAUGUCUGAAUCCAGUACAUAAAACAUAUUCCAUCUGGUCCGAGACGAGGAGAUGUUCCAUGGGCAGUAAACUACAGUCGUAAAUAAAUUCUAGCAUGUGUGGGACAUUGUGCAACAAAAUCAAGAUCAUGAACAUUUUAAAAGUGCAGUGAGAUAGUGAUUGAUCUCUGUUAAACUUUUUGAAAAAAAAACAUGGUGACUUGUGACAUUUCAUGUGUAUAUAUGUUUAUUAUAUCAAUUUCUGCCAAAUGCUAGUGUUCAAACUAUAUGUGUCAUUGUAGUUAUCUAACAAGAUACUUAAUUCGUAAAGUGUUCUUAGAAACCAGAUAUUUUUGUAAGGCGGUAAUCAACCUGAAUUGAGGAAGAUGUAUAAUAGAAUACAAGUAUAUGGUAGCCAAGAAAUUGAAUGCUGUAAAUAUGUCUUUAACAGAACAGUAUUUUGAAGGAAUUGAUUCAACGGAACAGCGUUUCAGAUUUAUUUGUAAGGGAUUUACUGAGCGAACUUUGGAUUUUUGAAUUCUGUUCACUUGCUGAAACAAAAGAAAUCAAUCCAUGCCUUGUUGGAGAAGGAGACAGGAUUACUACCAGCUCAAGUCUGUUUAUUGUGAACACUUAUGCUAUAUAAUAAAAGAUGGACACUAGUUCUAGCACUGUUGAAUUUCGUAGUAGAUAAUUAAUUUGAAACUGUUAUUGUUUAUCAUAGUUUAGAGAUUAUAGAAAUCAGGGACUCUCCUUGCAACUUAUUAAGACUUUAUCAAAUUUUAUCUGGGAGUAUAGAUACAAACAGAUUUUGUGUAUUUAUGUAGUCUGUUCUAGAAUAAGAGCCGAUUUCACAUAGCGUCUGUCUAAUUUAGCCAAAUUCAAAUCUUUUAACUAAUUUUAAAUAUUAAUAGAUACAAAUUAAUGGAAAUGUUCUGUUAAUUUUAUGCACGUUGAAACUUUAAAGUUAGGCAAUGUAAAAUCGCCUCUUAAUCUUUUUUCGUAAAUAUUAUUUAUUAAUAACCAUUUUAAAAUAUGAUAUUAUUGUUUGAAUGAAAAGUAAAUGAUAAAUUUAAUUGACCCAUAUGCUGGGUUGAAAUCCAAAGAGUAAUUCUUAAAUGAUAUUAUUUAAUAUUAUCACUUUUAAUAUAUGUUUAAAUAUGUAGCAUGUAUUAAUUCUUUGUACAUUAUUGUUUUUGUCUGUGUUCUAUUGUGUACAUGAUAUGUACAUACUAGAGAUCAUGCAUGCCAAAUGAAUCAUAUCUUUCGCCAGUAUAUCAUGAUAUUUUAAUGUUGUAGAGUAAACUGAAUGUAGUUUCUUUAUUAUUGUAUGUUCUGUGAAAAAUUUAAUAAAUGCAGUCAGCAUUGGUAUAAAAUACAAAAUUGAUAACUAUUUGAACUUCACAGUCAAAUGACAAUUGACAUAGGGUGAUUAAGAAUUAGUCAACAUACCUUGAAUUUUGCCCAUAAUGUUUCACAACUCGUAACUUAUUUGGGCUAUAGUCUUACAUAUUAAUAUUUAGGAAUGUAACUGUAUAAUUUUAAUCAAUGUAUGGAUUGAAAUUAAAUUUUGUAUUCUACUUUAAAAUAUAACUUAGGUUGGCAAAUUAAUAGGACAAUGAUGGCAAAUUUCCAGGACAAUACACACACAUGUACCCUAUCUGGUUUAAAUACAAUUUAGAUGUGAAAACUAAUUUAAUGCAAAGCUCUUAGUUAUUUAUAGAAUAAUUGAUUUAUCUUGGUGGUUAUUAAGUAGUUUGCAUUAAUUAUUGUUUAUAGUGUUUCAUUUUGUAUAUUUUAUUUCAUCAGCUGUAUUUAUAUUCAUUCAUUUUAUGUACAGUUUUUGUUGAUAAUGUGAAAAUGUUCAUGAUCAUUAUCAGGUAUUUGUUUUGUUUAUAUAUCUACCUUAUUUUGAAUACACAAAUAAAUACAAUGUGGUUUAAUUUUAUCGAAUAUAAAUCAGUGAACAGAUUAAUGUACUCCCUGAGUUUAGUGCUCAGAACUGACCAUUUUGGUCAAUGACCCAAUCCCAAAUAAAUUUUAUUCAUAGUAUUCAUGCAUAAAAUAGAAAUUAUAGCCGUUUUGUAUUUAGUGGAGAUGUCAUGUGACAGUAUAGUCGAUUUCAAAGUACUUUUCGAGUUGGUUAAAUGUGCCAAAUAGCUGUAAACAAUUCUUAUGGCUGGACAUAGUUGAAAAAAACAUGUGAUCAUCCAAUCAAAUCGCACCUAGAGGUGAUUUGGCAAUUUGUCGUAAUAGUGUCGGAAAUCGGUAUCGAUAAAUUUGUUGAUUAGGGUAAUCAAUUUGAAUUUGAUGGAUGUUAAGGAUAAAAAUUUAAUUGAAUGCAAAUCACUUGGGCUAAUCAGUGGUUGAUAAAAACGCCUUUAACAUGUUAUAUCGUUCUGCUAUAUAUUAGAAAUUUUUUUUACAACCACCCACCAAAUUAAUCCAAAUGUCAUAAGAUACCACAGAGUGAGUAUGUGGACUACCUAAAUGCUGGAAUUCUACAUUCAUUUCAUUUAGGUUUGAAAAAUCAGGAAAAAUACAUUCAAAGCAGGGCUGUAUUUAGCGAGGGGUGCAGGGGGUACAUUGCACCCCCACAUAAAUAAGGUGCCCCAAGAAAUUGCACCCCCUCCACCCCAUCCAAAAAAACAAAAAUUAUUAAACAAACUUUCAAUUAUAAAAUAAUACACUUGAUUAUGAUCACACAGUGAUGCUCUUAAGGCACUGAUCAGUCGAUCGGUUUUAAGGGCGCCCACACGGUUUUAAGGGCGCCCACACGCCAAUGGGUUCGUUUGCCCUGAUCGAAACUUUCUUAUAUCACAUACGUGGAGGCUAUGGCGCCCCACCACUCUGCUGCACCCCCACUUUUAAAAUCCUACAUACGGCCCUGAUUCAAAGCUCAAAUCUUUUGUUUCAGAAUCUUGUUAUUUUAUUUAAUAAAAGUGUAAUAAAACAGUUGUUUAUGGUUUUGUUGGUCAAGAUGAAUUCGUUUAUGUAUGAAAUUUCCACAUAACAAUAUAUAUUGUGUAGUGUUAAAUGCAAUGUUCGGAUGACAUAAAAUACAAAUUUUAAUAAUUGUUAUGGAUAUAUGGGUACAUGUUUUUCGCAAUCAAGAUUCGUAUUAGAAUCAACAAAUGCAUUUAAAUAAGACAUUGCAACUAAUAACCUCUUCGUUGUAUUAUACACACACUCAAAUUUAAUUGUGGUCAUCUGCCUGUGUCGGUUCCUCAACAAACUAAUAUGAACACACUAUGUACAAUUCAGGGUUCUUAUCGGAUUUUAUUUUGCAGAUUCCUAGGAAAUGUCUGUCCACUAGGUCCUCGAAAACCCUACUGAAAAUUCAGUAUAUUUCAAUCUCAAAUUUUCCUGUUUAAAAUCUUGUGAAAUGGGAAGGAGGGACAUUUUUAAAACUCAGCAAGAUCCUUAAUAUGAAAUGAAAUGGCCAUCAAAUUUACAAAAUUGUGAAUGCUGAUUGGGGAGUUUUGUAAUAUAUAAAGUCUGUGAAUGUAGUACAGGGCAAAAGUCCAGGUGAAUAUAUUGACUACUCAUCAAAUUAUUUUACUUGAAAUUUAUAGGUAGAAGGGGCCCCUUGGCUACUGGUGGGUGCAAAAAAGCCCCCUUCUCUGUUUGGGGUUGCCCCUUAUCUCGCAAUAUUGAUAUUUAGACUAAUUACCUCAAACCUAUUUUACUCCCAGGAAUUAAUAUAUAUUCCAAGUCUUAUCUUACCUCCCAAAGCUAUAUUCAACACAGUCACCACCCAACAUCAUCCCACUGCUAUAUAUGUAGUUAAGAUAAACCACAUUCAUUCUUCUACGAAACUCAGUUAACGGUCUAUAAAAUAUUUUUAGAAAAUACAUGUAUUAGUAGGCCUACUUUGAAUAAAUACUGUAAAUUUGAAGAGUAUCUUUGUGAUGAAGGUUACUUUAUGAUUGAAUUCAGAAAUGAAAAGAUUUACAUUACAAUGGAAAAUAACAUGUUAAUUCAGAUUGCUAAAUCUAGCUUAGAAAGUUCUGUAAAUUUAACUAUUUUAAUAUUGUCAUAAAAUCUUUAUGAAUGUGGGCAUAAUGUAAUGUCAAGUACUGAAAAUAUUAAAAUGUGAAUCAGAUAUCAGUUGUAUAUUUAGCUUAUGUGUAUUAUUGAUAUGUGCUUCAGUAAGUACAGUUACGUCCAAUGUCAAUUUUGAAAUAAUAAAUGUUACUUUGUUUAGUUCUGAUAUUUUUUUGUAAAUAAUAUAAAUGUAUAUUAAUUCAGCAUAAUACAAUUGUUAUGUGAUGGUCAAUUUAAUAUGAUCGUGUAAUUUUAGCAAGCUUUACAUAAUGAUUUAUGCAACCGAUCCGACGAACAAAGGUUUUUAAGUUCCUGCAUUUAAUUCACAAAGCUUAUUUUACAUGUAUGUUCAUUUUUUAGCAAAAGACAAUUUCUGUGAAUUUUUUGUUACUUAUUUUAUAUAUAUCUUGUUAAAUCGAUCUGUAUCUACUAAUAAUAAAUAUUAGUCAAUUUUAAAGAUAUACAAAAUAAAUUGUCUUUUAAAUCUA
This is a messenger RNA of Patella vulgata (common limpet), 10755 nucleotides long. RefSeq names its product multiple epidermal growth factor-like domains protein 6. The coding region runs from base 534 to 6263 and encodes 1909 amino acids. The transcript is spliced from 41 exons. Gene Ontology annotation, molecular function: scavenger receptor activity; calcium ion binding; protein binding. The record is from RefSeq and is a predicted model, not a curated record. NCBI's taxonomy places the organism in Eukaryota, Metazoa, Mollusca, Gastropoda, Patellidae.